GAAAGGCAGGCAGUAUUGUCCUGCCUCCUACGAGUAGCUCAGACCUGUUGGAAUACCGGAAACUUUAACUCAGCCAUGGAAAUUAUUGUCGGUCUCAAAUCCAACAAACUAAAAACCUUCUGCGUGAACGAGCCAGUACCAGUUUUGGAAAGUCUCUCCUCCGCCCUUCUGUCCGCCGAGUAUGAAUUCGCGCUUGCUCGAUCCUUGGCAAUGCCAGAAUGUCCAGUUGUGCCGUUCUUUGGUGCCUUCUUGCGGGAAUUGCGGGAAGUCAUCGCGUUCGAGUCCAAGUCCCAGCAUGAAUGCAGAGACAACCGCGAGUCGCCACGUAGCAGCAGCAGGGAUGCCGAGACCGAAAACGUGUCGUCCUCAGGGCAAACUGCGAAGAUCGCUAUCGAUACCAGCACGGAAUCAUCCACGGAAUGGAACUCGAGGAAUAGUUCUGCGAAGAAACUAGAGAACACCUCGAUCCGUGAUACGAACUCUGUCCUCGAGAAAAUCGCCGAAUUUCAUAAGCAUCGACAUGCCCGAGGCAGAGACGCGACAACUGGUUCGCUCCAUCGCACGCUGAGCAUUCAUACAACUGCGAUUGAGCAAACCUACAUGGCCGAAGAAUGUGACGAGAACGACUAUCAUCUCGAUCUCGAUUCCUACAAACCGGUACAACCAAUCACGAUCGACCAUGGGGUUGCGUUAUUUCCUGUUGCUGCGCCGCACUCCGGAAUGGAUUUGCAUCUUCUGCAGGUGUUGCAUCAUGGGACAACGUUGGUCCACUGGGACUGCGAGGGCGGCACCACUCGGACGGCCUUGGUAUUCGCGCGAGUGGAUCGUGCUUGCGGCACCUUUGUCUGGGAAAAACCACCGUGGAGUCCGUUGAAGACCGCUCAGCUAGGCGGCACAGCUUCCACGGAGUUCUCGCUAACUGCCAAUCCAGAAGACACGGUACCGGCCGGUUUAUUAGGAAGGUAUACCACGCAACAGACGGAUUGCGCUUCCGUGACACUGGAGGAAGGAUUCCUGGACCUGAGCUCCGUCAAGGAAGUGAUGAUCGGCUGUUGCGAUCGGGACAGGGAGACCGACCUCAGAAGCAUUUGCAAGAGGUACGGUCUGUCGGGCUCCGACUCGUGCAUCGGCCUCAUGUACGGCUCCAGUCUGCCGGACAAUCGACUGAUCUUUCUCCUUUGCCCUCCUGCGCUUAGCAAAAUUUGGUACAUGGGUCUUUGUUGGAUACUACGAGGCCUGAAGCGGCAACAACAAUUAACGGAUCGUAGAUCGCGAUGGUUAAAAGAAAAAUAUCUUCAGCUGUAUUUCGAGGAAGGGUGCCUCGAACCAAUGACAGCCGAUGCUAUUAGAGCUUUUGGCGGUCGCGAUUGGUCCACGACUGAAAGUAUUGGCACUCUUUCGCCAACGAGUAGCAGCACUCUUCGCAAACGAAACGUUAAACGGAAGAAAACGAAAUCCAUCGGCAAUAUUCACGCGUUAACAAAGGAUUUGAGCCUAAAACAAUACGACUCUUCGUCUUCGGAUGGAGGCUUAUCAGCGGCCCCUCUUCGUCACAUUACGGGUAGCAGAGAAUCCUUGACGAGAAUCAUACCAGCAUCUCCACGGUCUAGCAGAGAUCGAGUUCCUCCGCGCAGCCCCCCUGGAUCCGCCGAACGAAUUAUUAGUUCCAACCUGCCUUACUCCAGCUUUCAGAGCCUAUUGUGCGUCGCCAGAGACAGGGAUAAGAACGGAUCUGGAAUGUCAGGUGGAAUGGAAGCACCCUGGCAUGUGAAAACACGCACCACUUCCAUAAUGUACGAAACUCAGCUGAACUUCGUCGAGUUCGUCGCGUUGUUCCGGUCGUUCAGCCUGAGAGCAAGAAAGGAUCUGCGCGACUUAUUCGGCCAAUUGGCGAUCACUUGCCGUAGCCAAAGCGACGGUUCUUUGAGGGACUUCAAUAUACGACCGCCUGUGUUGAGGCAGACCAGCGAUGCGACCCCUCAGCGAAUCGGUCUCUUGACGAGGAACAACUCCAUAGACUGUCACGAGUACAAAUCCAGCAGCAACCUUCAAAAAAAGCAAGUUUUUGACGCAGUGGCCGCAGCCAGCAUCGUUAAUAAUUGUUCCGGUGUGGACACUUCGAAAUCGCAAGUUAUUACCCUGGCCACGUUCACUAAAUUUUUGGAAUCUCGACAACAAGAAAAACUUACCGACGACGAGAUCAAGGCACUGGUCAAGCGACACGAACCGGACCCAGGGCUACGUACACAAUGGUGUUUGUCUUUCGAGGGCUUUGCACGGUACAUGAUGGACAAGGACAAUUAUGCUUUCCCAAACGAGUACGCGACACCGUCCGAGACUGAAAUGCAACAGCCAUUGUCCCAGUAUUACAUCGCCAGCUCGCAUAAUACUUAUUUAACCGGCCAUCAACUCAAGGGAGAAUCCUCGGUGCAGCUUUACUCUCAGGUACUACUAACAGGAUGUAGGUGUGUAGAACUCGAUUGCUGGGACGGCGAUGAUGGCUCGCCCGUUAUUUACCAUGGUCACACCUUCACUACCAAGAUACCAUUCCGCUCGGUCGUAGAAGCGAUUGACAGAAGUGCUUUCGUCAGUUCCCCGUAUCCCGUGAUUCUCUCGAUCGAGAAUCAUUGUUCACAGAGUCAACAAGCUCGAAUGGCCCAAAUAUUUCAAUCUGUAUUUGGGGAUAAACUAGUGACAAAGUUCUUGUUCGAGACCGACUUCGGUGAUGACCCCCAGCUGCCAUCGCCGUCACAGUUACGCUAUCGAAUAUUAAUCAAAAACAAGAAACUGGUGGUAGACCCUGCUGGUCCUUUGGCCCAUGCUCCCUUGAGUCAUCGUGGAAAAAUGCUUAUGUCCGAUCGUGCAUCAUCUAUGAAGCAGAUGCGCACCGAUGUAAGCAGUGCCUCCGUCGUUGAAUAUUUCAGCGAGGAUGACGACGAUGAGGAAGAUGACGACGAAGAUGACAAUAUUGAUGAUAACUCCAUUUCGAGCUACGAAAGGUACUUGGGCGGGACGCAGGUGCCUCAUAGUCGAUUAAAGUCAGAUUCCGCUGUAGACGAUAAGUCACAGAAACAAAGCAGCCAAAUUGCCAAAGAACUUUCGGACCUGGUGAUUUACCUGCAAGCAAUUAAAUUUCGAGGGCUGAACACGACGCCGGGUACGACCACCACCGGUAAGACACGCCAUCAACCGCACACUGGGCCGGUCCAGAGGCACAGCAUCGCUGGCAUAGGAGCCACCAGCAUCGGUGCCUCUUCCGGAUCGCCGCAGUCCCUGUCGACCUCAGCCUCGCUCGCAAGUGGCGGCAGCAAUAUUGAAAAUCUCUUCAGAUUCACUCGUGGAGUUCCAGCCUGCUUUCAGUGCUCUUCCUUAAAUGAAAGUACAGCGAAGAAGAUCUGCAGGAAACAACCCUUAGGGGUUGUUGCUCACGCAGAAACUCAACUGAUACGGACGUACCCAGCCGGAAUGCGUAUUGAUUCGACGAAUUUCAACCCCGUAAUCUUCUGGGCCUUUGGUAUCCAGAUGGUAGCACUAAAUUACCAAACCGAUGAUGCUGGACUCAAUCUAAACUCUGCUAUGUUCGAGCAAAAUGGACAAUGUGGAUACGUUAGGAAACCGUCAGUUAUGUGGGACAAAGGACACAUGAUGUACAGGCGCUUCAAUCCCUGGGACAAGGAAUUCGAUGGACUACAUUCGGCACACCUGACGCUUUCAAUAGUUUCCGGCCAGUAUGUCUCCCCAACAAAUUUCGUCGCCAGCACCUACGUCGAAGUUGAACUAGUCGGCAUUCAGAUCGAUUGUGCCAAGCAUAAAACAAAAGUAAUACAGAACAAUGCGCUGAAUCCUAUUUGGAAUGAGAAAUUUUGCUUCCAAGUAAUGUUCAAGGACCUCGCCUUCCUGCGCUUUGGCAUCGUCGAGGCAAGUUCCCAUCACUUGAUAGCCCAGAGAGUCAUUCCACUGAAAUGCUUGAGACCUGGCUAUAGACACGUACGUCUGCGUUCCUGUAAAAACAAACCUUUGGCACUGUCUACGAUCUUCCUGUAUUCCCGUUUAGAAGAGGAGAGUCUUGACUAUAACACGUGCUGUCGUGAUCACAAAGAGUCAUCAAAGCGUCCAUCUUCGGGGAAAGAGCCAGAAAAAUUGACCACCGUGGAUCCUGGACUAGGCGGAGUGACACUGAAGAGAAGAAUGUUCUUCCUGAUGGUCUAUCACGUGAUACCUGACGAACCUUACACGAUAUUAAAAGUCACGCAAGAGAGCACGACCCAUGAGGUGAUGUUGCAAGCUCUUCAGAAAGCCGGGAUAUCUGCUGAUCGCGUAGACGAGUACAUCUUGGUCGAGGAAGUUUCUCGUGGUUGGGAGAAGAGAGACAGGGAAGAACUGCCGACUCAACGUGUACUGGAUCCAACUGAACAUCCGUUGCAAGCACAAGCUUUAUGGAAAGGUCAGGGUCGCUUUCUGUUGAAGAGGGUGGGCGAUGACCCUAGCAGCAGGGCCUGGUUAGCUUCCAUCAGAAGUACAGCAGGUCACUCGAAGCUCGACUCUGAGAGAGACACGUCCACUCACAUCUGGGACGAAGCUGACACCUUCUUAGUCUGCAUUUACAACGUUUCACCUGACAUACCUUACGCGAUACUACGUGUUCCUGUGAGCAGUUCUGCCCAAGACGUCCUAGCCCAGGCUCUAGUGAAAGCCAGGAGGAUGGAGGAUCCGAUGAAGUUUGCGUUAGUCGAAGAGCUCGAGUGGGGAGGAACUGGCGCUGUUGGCAGUGGCAGCCGUCAAUUGAGAGUCUUGCGCGAUGAAGAAAACGUAUACAGUACUCAAGCCUUUUGGAAGACGCUCGGAAGAUUCAUUCUGAGGGAAGAGAACGCGAUACCGAGGCGGCACCUGUUGCCAGCCACCUUGGAUAGACUCAGCAAAGGCUUUUCCGUAGGAAGAUCCGUCUCCUUGCCAGGUUCCAGUAAGGAGAAGGUACCUGUUUCAGAAGCACUUUCCGAUCCGACUUCCAGAGGGCUCAGACAUCGUCUACUGAUGCACGGUCGCAGGAGGGAAGUUCACUCUGAUGGCGAAGAUACUCGUGAGUCUGAUAUCUUAAACGCGGCCCUUCACUUGAAAAAAGUGUCUUUAAGAAAAUUAAGGGCUUGGAAGUCAUAGUGGCAGUCAAGGGCGACAUCGAUUUCAUCGAUUUUCGCCACUCGGAGAAACCAACCGUAAGUUACGAUAAAUCAUUGCAUUCGAAGUAAAGGUGAACACGGGGUUAGCCUUCAAUGGCAAUGAAAAGAAACCUCAAUGAUCGUUCGUAUCGUUCUGAAAAAUUCCACCAGUAAUCAACGUUAUGAUAUACAUAAACAAAGAGAUGCCUAAUUGUACUCAACACUGCUUAAAUGUGCAUAAUCUGGGUCUUUAAACCGUUAUUUGAAGAUGAAACCGGUGUUAGUAAGAAAGAGAACCAUCGGUUGAGACAGAGUUUGAUUGGACGUAAAAUUGUAAACACACAUAUUUGAGGUUAAACAGCUUCAAGAAUGCAAACCAAGCUACGAUACGUUCAAACAAUCCUGUUAACGCAUCUGCUCGCUAUCCCAAAUUUGUAUGAACUCACUAACGAUUUUAUACGCAUCCGCGUGUAC
Molecule: messenger RNA, 5627 nt
Organism: Eufriesea mexicana
Lineage: Eukaryota; Metazoa; Arthropoda; Insecta; Hymenoptera; Apidae
Product: 1-phosphatidylinositol 4,5-bisphosphate phosphodiesterase epsilon-1
Biological process (GO): Ras protein signal transduction; release of sequestered calcium ion into cytosol; phosphatidylinositol-mediated signaling
Molecular function (GO): phosphatidylinositol-4,5-bisphosphate phospholipase C activity
Source: RefSeq, a predicted model, not a curated record